AUGACGAACAAGAAUGACCUACAAGAACUCGCAAAGCAGAACAGCGCCCACCAAACUCCGUCCGCGGUCUGGGACGAACGAUCUGCAAGCUCUGGCUACGCUGCCUUCGUCCGCGUCGCUGCAGCAAAUGGAAGUAGCGAAUCUCUGUCCGCGGCCACACCAGACGUGCCCGGCCUGGUCGAAGACGCAACCGCGGAGACUUCAACGACCACAACACGCAAUGACCUGGUACAGUUCGAUGGUGAAGAGUUGAAGGAAAGCAUCCCAGCUGAAGCUGGGCAAAUAUCGCCUGCCCCGGAGACGCAGUCGUACAGACAGUUAUUGCGGCCACCGUUCAGGUCGCCACUCCCGCCGCUUUCUGCAUGCGAACAGGCAACGCACGCAGACACCAUCGAGCCUGAAGAUGCGAACCGACUUUCCGUUGACCAUACCGCUCCUUCGAUUGCAUUCGCUGCCCCGAACUCAUAUCUCGAGUACUCGCUCGACAUCGCGACAUUCCCAUUCCCAACUGUCGAGCACGCAAACGGGACGCCGUUCAAUGACACUGGGAACAUGGCAGAGUCAGACGCUAUGGCGCACUCGUACCCGCACAACACUGCGAGCGCGACAAGCACUGUCCGACCCCUUCCCAUUGCUCUGCGCGUAAGCCCUGCAAGCGUCAACAACUUCGGAGCUGUGACUGCCAGCGAAACAAACACGUCUGCGACAGCCCAUGAUUUGUCGUACCAAGGGCUGCCGUCGCCGCAGGCCUGCCUCAACAACGUCGCAUUCGAGCUGGGCUGGUCGCAGUGGGGCGCAGCGGACGUAGCCAGCAACGAUGACCCAGGUGUCCUCCCGGAAGGCCAAGGGCUAACCGCGGAUACCACCGAGGAGGGUGACCAAGGAGGGUCUAAUGCGACAACAGAAUGGCAGGACGACAGCGUCGGGAACUCGGAUGAGAACGACGCGGCGUUGUUGCAAGAAAUCGAAUACGCGCCUACUACGGCGCGCCCUGCGGAGCCACCAGCCGGUCUCCUCUGGACGGAUGCUCCGUCCGUCGAGCUAGUGGGGUGGUUCAAUCUUCCAGACGACUUCAGCUCCGGCACGGAUGCGUCGCCUGAGCAGGUCAUUGUCAACGACGGGUUCCACAUCCCGGGAUUGUCAGGGAGCGACCAGUUCGAUCCUUGGUCUGGCAGUGGAGGCCCCGCUUGCUCCUCCCAAGGAACGUUCUCUCAUGAUUGCGCGAUGCUUCAGAAGGACUGGUAG
Messenger RNA from Rhodofomes roseus, 1245 nucleotides. RefSeq lists its product as uncharacterized. The transcript is spliced from 4 exons. NCBI's taxonomy places the organism in Eukaryota, Fungi, Basidiomycota, Agaricomycetes, Polyporales, Fomitopsidaceae. The record is from RefSeq and is a predicted model, not a curated record. The coding region runs from base 1 to 1245 and encodes 414 amino acids.